Molecule: messenger RNA, 738 nt
Organism: Acipenser ruthenus (sterlet)
Lineage: Eukaryota; Metazoa; Chordata; Actinopteri; Acipenseriformes; Acipenseridae
Product: histone H3-like centromeric protein A
Exons: 4
Coding region: 67-582 (171 amino acids)
Cellular component (GO): nucleosome
Molecular function (GO): structural constituent of chromatin; protein heterodimerization activity; DNA binding
Source: RefSeq, a predicted model, not a curated record
UUAGGACAAAAUCGUUGUCUCGGCAGUUUUUCAUAAUUUUAUCAGCGAUUUAAAGAAAUUACAGAGAUGCCUCGAGGGGCUGGUAAAAGGAAAGAGGGAAAACCGGUCAGGCGUCAACCUCGACCAUCAACACCAGAGCCUCGGGCUGUUCGAAGGGACAGAAGCCCCCCAAGGGCCAGACGAGAGAGCCCGCGGGGUGAACAACCAAAGGCCCGACCCGUUCGAGGGGAGAGAAGCCCCCCAAGGGAUAGGCGAGAGAGACCGCGGGCGGAAGUACGCAGAAGAUAUAGACCUGGUGCUCGAGCCCUUAUGGAAAUAAGAAAGUACCAGAAGUCUACCGCACUCUUGAUUAGAAAGGCAGCGUUUUCAAGGCUGGUCAGGGAUAUAGCCCAAAAUCAGCAUGCAGAUUUCCUGUGGAGAGCAGAGGCUUUAGCAGCUUUGCAAGAGUCUGCAGAAUCGUUUAUCGUCCGUCUGUUUGAGGAUGCCUAUCUGUGCACCAUCCAUGCACGCAGAGUGACGUUAUUCCCACGUGACAUACAGUUAGCAAGGAGAAUCAGGGGACCGCAACAUGGCCUGGGCUGAAUCCAAAGUUACUUUUUUAAAAUAAAAAUAUUGUUUUUUUGUUUUUAUACCUGUACAGCUUAUUGAAGUUUGUUAAGUGCUGUGCAAAUGCAAUGUUUUGCACAGUAGUUUUAUGUCAAUUUGUAUUCAAUAAAAUGAAAUUCUUCUAUUUGUGGA